AUGGGGCUAGGGCUCGGCCUUCUACCCUCGUCAGUGUGUGGGCGAGUGGUUGGAGGCUCCGCAGCAGAGUCCGACAGGAGCGACAGCAUUGAUGGAAGAAAUCGACAUCUCCGCCGCCCUACAAACCAGAGAAGGGGUAUGGGUGGAAGAAAUCGAAAUCUCUGGCCACUAAAACCAGAUCCGCCGCGCCUGCAUACCCUAGCCCCAAGAUCCGCCGGAGAAGAGGGGUAUGGGUGGUGGCUGUUCGACCGGAGAAGGCUCGUUGAUGCCGAAAGUGUGUCUUCAAUUCACUCGCCCUGCCCCCUAAUCAAAACUUUUCUCCCUUUUCACGACUUCUGCGCCACCUUUCCACCGGAGCCGCCGUCGACCGAAGCUGCCGUCAAUCAGAGCCACCGUGAAGGGGCAGAAAUAGAGGAAGAUAACAACGCCGCUGAGGAGAUACCGGACGCCGUCGAAGGCGAGGGAGAUGAGAAGCAGGACCAGGAGGCUGUGGAACGCCCUCAGAAAACGUCCAAGUAUAUGACUAAGUAUGAGCGGGCGAGAAUUUUGGGCGCGCGGGCUCUGCAGAUUAGCAUGAAUGCACCGGUGAUGGUGGAGUUGGAGGGCGAAACUGAUCCACUGGAGUCUAGAGGUAUGAGAAGAGUUAUAUGCACCGCGAUGUGGUUACGCAUGUAGCUGUUUCGGCGGCUGAAUUUUUCAUAACUGGAAGUGCAGAUGGCCACAUAAAGUUUUGGAAGAAAAAAACCACUGGUAUAGAGUUUGCUAAACAUUUUAGGUCGCAUAUUGGUCCAAUUGAAGGCCUUGCG
Molecule: messenger RNA, 806 nt
Organism: Salvia miltiorrhiza (redroot sage)
Lineage: Eukaryota; Viridiplantae; Streptophyta; Magnoliopsida; Lamiales; Lamiaceae
Exons: 6
Coding region: 1-675 (224 amino acids)
Biological process (GO): DNA-templated transcription
Cellular component (GO): RNA polymerase III complex; RNA polymerase II, core complex; RNA polymerase I complex
Molecular function (GO): DNA-directed RNA polymerase activity; DNA binding
Source: RefSeq, a predicted model, not a curated record